AUGGUUGGACGUCUUUCUUCUUACUUCAAACGGAAGAAUAAGAAACGUGAUGGAACGAAGAGCUCCUCCGGCCCGGUGUCCGAUGCUGAGGCUUCACCGGCCAGAAGCGCAAUCUCAUUAAGAAUUCCACCUACUACUUCUCGAGAAACGGAAACUACAAUAAACGACAAGUCUGAGGAGUCUCAACCCGCCGUAAUGUCGGAGAGUGUCAAACCAAAUAAUGUCUCUGACUUAUGGUCUCAAGCCUACCAAGAACUGGACGAUAAGGCUAAAAAAUGGAUCGGUGAUGCCUCCAAAAAUGUUAGUGGUGAGGAGAGGACCCAAGACCUCAUCACUCUCGUCCAAAAUAGAGAAGAAGAGUACAAGGAUGGGACUCUCAAGAUCAGGAUUGGUGAUUUCGAGAUUAUGUGGAGAGAUUACGCCAACAGUGUUGUGUCGUGGAUAACAGCAAUUGGAGACAUCUCCAUCAGCUUCGCCCCUGCAGGAGCCUCGGUCGCAUGGUCAGCUCUCAAAGUACUCUUAAAGGCAAAUGUUUCCCAAUGCGAGGACCUUGCCGCCAUUUUCGGAUGCGCUGAAAAAGUCCUACGGCUUAUGCGACAUGGUAGGGUAUAUGAAGACGUAUACCUUAGUGGCGGCUCUUGUAACGGCGCAACAGAAAAUCUAAAAGAUGCGCUCGUUGAUCUAUACAAGGGAUUGAUGGAGCUCCUCACCCACGCCUUUGUGCGCUUAAAUGAAGGCCAAGGGAAGCAAUUUCUGCGUGCCCUCGUCUCUGGUGGAGAAGGCGCAAAGUUGAUAUCGGCACUGACCGAACAAGAACAACAUCAGACGCUACUCAAAAGUCUCGAUGAACCAUUAAAAAACGUGGAAAAUACCGUCAAGAAGCUACUACAGAAGGUUGAGGAUGGUACAGUGGAACAGGCGCUAGAAUAUAUCAGCACUAUACCGAUCGGCGAACAUCAACAAGAAAAGCGUGAAGCAAGGACCCCUCGGACAUGCGAAUGGCUAUUAAAUCAUUCCAGGUUUAUUGAAUGGGAAAGAUCAAGUUAUUCUUCGAUGUUAUGGCUUCAAGGAAACGUUGGUGCGGGAAAGUCAUUCCUAACUUCCAAGGUAAUCGAUUACCUUCCUGUUACCCGUCAACAGGAGGCUGAAUAUGAUGAAGGCUUUGCCUACUUCUAUUGCAGUCGUUCAGAUCCGGAACGUCGACAGACAAAGUAUAUCCUGAGGAGCUAUGGGGAAGGCACCGUCAAAGUGUUUAUUGCCAGUCGUAAAGAGGCUGACAUUGAAGAAUACCUUGGUCUGAAGAAGCUGGUUGAGAUAAGUACUGACAACAAAGAAGACAUUGAGAAAUAUGUUGAAGAGGAGGUAGCAAAGGUUAGCGGUAUAUGGAGGUCUGUUUCGGCAGAAGUUAAGGAGCAGGUUAAGAAGACGAUCGGAGAGAAAAGUGAUGGAAUGUUCCGGUGGGCAUAUCUUCAAUGGCAAGAGCUCAAAAAGAUGAGAACCAACCAAAGCAUUCGUGAGCGGCUUGGAAAGCUUCCUAAAAGUCUCACAGAAACAUACGAAGAAAUUUAUUCAAGAAAUGAAGAAAAGGUUAUCUUACAACGGGCUGUUAAAUGGGUGUUAUGUUCUAGAAGGCCAUUGACAAGCGAAGAGCUUCUAAUGGCCAUCCGGUUGGAGAGCAACCUUGAGUCUGUUACGGUAUCAGAUCCCAUCGACGAGUCUACCUUGGAGAGUAUAUGCUCACAUUUGGUUGUCCUAGACUCUCAACUCAAGGUGUGGAAAUUUCCGCAUGCAUCAGUUGCAGAGUAUUUUGAGAGUGAACAUAAGAGCUGGAUAGAUACAGCUCCUGAAGAUGUGGCGAUUCUACUGGUUUCAUGUUUGAUAGAUUGCUACUCGAACUGGACACUCCCUGAAUCGAACCGUGAGAUAAAAAAGUUCCUCAAGACGGCGCCAGAUCUGGACGAUUAUCUGGAUCCACGGCAUCCUCUUCAAAAAUAUACGGGAAACUAUUGGUUAGAGCAUGUGAAAAUCACUGCAGACCAGUGCCAAGAGGUGGCAAGAAUAUCAGAGAUUCUUAAACGCUUUUUGGGAAGCAAAGGUCCUCAGCAGUCCUCCAGCCAAUAUCAAGCAUGGUACAGACACAUGGAUAUCAUUGAUAAAGGUGAUUUUGACUUUGAUGUUGACGAUUUACACCCAUCAGAGAAAUCCAUUUUUUUUAUUUGUGUUUUCGAUUUUCAUAAGCUGUUCACAGGCUGGUGGGAUAAAGAUAUUGAUGUCUCACAAGUCAAUGGUAUGAGACUGGAUUUACUCGCCAUUGCUGCGAGCUACGGCCAUGACGAGCUAUGUUCCGAGCUUAUUAGCCGCGGAAGCGAUAUACACAGAGAGUUGGAUAGUAAUUAUGGAAGCGCGCUCAUGGAAGCCAUUGUUUCGUCAAGAAUAGGAGCGGCGAUGCUCCUCUUGGAAAAGGGCGCCAAUCCAAAUUUUAUCAGGAAAGAUGGCAGUUGCGCUUUGGAAUCAGCUACCUAUAGCAACAGAAUUGAUUCAGCAAAGCUCUUGAUAAAAUACGGGGCAAAUGUGAACUUGGCGGAUGAAAAACGCAAGUGCGGCAGUCCUCUAGGAGCAGCCGCAUACGAGGGUUCUCUGGAAUAUGCAAAGUUUUUGGUGGAGAAUGGAGCCGAUGUGAAUGCGCAUCUCCCCGGAAAGUACGGAAGUGUUUUGGCUGCUGGGAUAUUCGGGAGUGGGGGAAUCCAGAUGGUCAAAUACUUGAUUGAGGAGGCAGGAGCGGAUCCAGGCAUCUUAUCCUUCAGUCUGCCGCAAAGAUCGCCUUGGAUUAGCCAUUAUUGGCGUACCGAGAGGACCGAGAGGCAAGAAACAGCAAAGUAUCUCAUUGAGGGGGGUCAUGUUCAAGAGAGUGUUCUACUUGACAUUGGCUUCCCCAAGGAAGAUAUGCCGGAAAUGGAAGAGUAA
This is a messenger RNA of Trichoderma breve, 2964 nucleotides long. RefSeq names its product ankyrin repeats (3 copies) domain-containing protein. The transcript is spliced from 7 exons. NCBI's taxonomy places the organism in Eukaryota, Fungi, Ascomycota, Sordariomycetes, Hypocreales, Hypocreaceae. Gene Ontology annotation, molecular function: protein binding. The record is from RefSeq and is a predicted model, not a curated record. The coding region runs from base 1 to 2964 and encodes 987 amino acids.